GCUUCUACAGCUAUAAAAUGUUCUUUGCACACCAUUUUUCUUCAAAACCCUAACCCUAACAACACAUGCCCCCUUUCUCAAUCAUAACAAGAUCAGAGAUAAUGGAAGCAAAUACAUGUGAUGCCGGGCAUUUGGACUCUAAUGUGCUUUUGCCCCCAAGAAAGCGGCUGCUUGCCUGUAUGAAAAAGCAGAAUGGAGAUGUCAGUGGCAACGGCAAUGGAAAUGUAAAUGGAAAUUCUUAUCUGCCUUCCACUUCUAGCCCCAUGAUUAAUUUUAAUACCCGUAUCAAUAAUAUGUUGAGUGCUCAUUUGAGUGAUGAUAAUCCUUCCCAAGAGGAGAUCGUGGAGGCUGCCAGAUCAGCAGCCGAGGUUGCAGUUAAGAUUGCAAUAGCUGCAAGAGCUGCAGCUCAGGAGAAGGCUGUAAUCGCAACCAUGGCCAUGGCUGCCGCCAAGAAAGCUUUAGAAUUAGUAGCAGCUAUAGAUGAGCAAGAGACUUCAUCCUCUAGCGAACAACAGUUGAAGAAGAACAAAACGAAGAAACGUGUUGAGGUGCAAAUGUUGUAUGACAAUAAGAAACCCAGGGUUGAAAAUGAUAAGACGAGUGAUGAAGAAUUAGCUCGUCAGUUGCAUCAAGUCAUAAACAGCUCCCCUAGAAUUUCAAAAUAUGGUUCGGCUCCUGACUUAAAGGAUUAUGAGCAUAAGAGGCUGAAAAUCCCGACCAUUUCAGAAAAUGGCAGAAAUAACGAUCAAAGUGUAGUUGCUGAAGAGAAUUCUCCUUCUUCUAGCAAUAGAAACAAAUUAAUCUGUGAAAGGGUGGCACACAUUGUUGAUGUAGAUGUAAACGCGACUAAAAUCAGUAAAGUUGACAUAUCAGAAAGUGAAAAUGGGGAUUCACGCAGGAUACAUUCAAAGGUAAAAUUUGGUGAAGACGACUCGAGUACUCUUGGUAGAAAGAGGGGAAGAAUGAAACAGAAGAAGUUGCCCUUAAGUAUAUGUCAUGACAGAGAUCAACUGAACCCCAAAGAAGAUCGAAGAUGGAGAAGCUCUGAAUUGGUUGACAAAAAUAUAGGGAAAGUGACUACUGCCAAAGACAAGAGCUUGCUUUCUGUAGGGCCUUCUGCUAAUAGUGUGAUGCCUAUUGAGCGGAGUUCACUGUGGAAAUGCCAGUCAUUCAAGGCAGCAGCUCGUUUAAAACAAAACAAAACUAUGCAAUCAUGAUGUUCAUAUUUUUAUCAUAACAAUGGGCAGCUUCAACAAUAGAAGUUGGCGGCUGAGGUAAAUUCACUUUUUCUUGUUACAAAUUUUCUUCUUUACCAUUCAUCUAUCACAUAUCUUCGGUCUUCAUAUGACAUGUUGAUGCUUUGUACUCUCUAACCGUAUGCCUAGUUGCCUACCUUCUUAAGUACUGCAUUAUAUCCUUUUAUUAUAUGGUAACAAUGUUUUGGAGUGAAUAAAAUUUGAAGUAGAUGGUAAAAGGACUUUGUUGACUAGUUGCAUAGUCAUUCUGUUCUAUCUGGCAGUAGCUUUUUGACAAGUAUAGAAUAUUACAACCUUGAGGGGUGGCUCAGCUAGUAAGACUUUGAGUUUGCUCCCUAGAGGUCGUUAGUUUAAGUCCCCUACAGCCACUGGGAAGUUUGCCUGACUGUAAACUUCAGCGCCCCAUGGAAUUAGUUGAGGUGCGCAUAAGCUAAGCCAGACACUCACGGCUACUUAAAAAAAGAAUAUUACAUGUUAUUGCAUAUAAGCUAACUUGUUUUUUUUUAAAUCAUACUAGAGCUGCAUGACUGUUAAGAAACUUAAUAUUCAACAAGGAAGUAAAAACAUUAUCUCAUUGAUAGUUCUUUAAAGAUUAAGAAAGUAGGGACAGGUUUGUUAUUACCUAAGGCGAGUAGUCAUAAGCUUUUACGGAUGCAGAUUUUAUGCAUACAUAUAUAUAGAAAUAAUGUGAUGGCCUACACCCUGUUUUCGACCCAAUUAUUUUAUUUAAUGGCCAAAGUAACUAUAAAAAUAUAUAAUUUAUGUAAUGCAUCCAUCUUUUGCUAAUAAGGUAGUAAAUUAACUAGUGCUGUAUGGCAAAGUAUUGAUGUAUGCCGAAAUCUGUCGUCUCUACAGGCUCAAUGUGAACGUGAAUAGAAUUGUUGGCUUCAGAGAUGUGACCCCAGAAGUCUAUAAUAUCGCUGAUCUUUUUUUCUCAUUAGUCUGCAUGGUCCUUGGUUCUUCAUGGUUUUGUAAAGAUAACAACAUGAUUUUUUGCUUGAAUAAUGAAACACAAUUACCUGCUACAUUUUGCUGAGCUUGUAGAAUUACUGUAUCAUCACUGUACCUCAGUCACAAAUGAUAUUUCAAUCUUUUGAGUGC
Cynara cardunculus var. scolymus (artichoke) is the source of this 2357-nucleotide messenger RNA. RefSeq names its product translation initiation factor IF-2-like. NCBI's taxonomy places the organism in Eukaryota, Viridiplantae, Streptophyta, Magnoliopsida, Asterales, Asteraceae. Bases 66 to 1217 code for a protein of 383 amino acids. The record is from RefSeq and is a predicted model, not a curated record. The transcript is spliced from 2 exons.